Molecule: messenger RNA, 3973 nt
Organism: Homarus americanus (American lobster)
Lineage: Eukaryota; Metazoa; Arthropoda; Malacostraca; Decapoda; Nephropidae
Exons: 4
Coding region: 1699-3579 (626 amino acids)
Source: RefSeq, a predicted model, not a curated record
AGUGAAAUUAUUCCCAGUAUAGUAGUUUAGACAAUUCUAAGACACUUCUAUAGCAUCUCUUCCACCCAUUUUUUUUCUAAGAUCUAGUUGAUGCUACCACAGUCUGAGAGAGCUGCUGUUUAUUAGUUGGUAGGCUGUAUUCCGCAUGCACUAGAGUCUGAUACGUGUGCAGUUGUCCUUUGAUUGGUGAGUAUGACUUUGGAUCAACAAUCACAGCACAGUAUAGGUUCCCGCUGCUACCCUUUUGAAUUUAGUUCCAUGAUAUCUUCAUGUUAAUUAUUUCCAAGCCAUCGCCAGUUUUCAUGUAGAAUAUCAUGGUAACGACGGAGAAGUAGGAAAAUCUCCACCCACACAGUGUUUUGCCAACUGAAGUUACUUGCGUGAAGAGUAACCAGCCUUGUAGCUAUAAAGCUGACAAACACUGUCUGUGGAUGGAUCUCAAGGAGUGGGUGAAGCGACCUGGCAACAAGUCCGUCUACUUCAAGCGGAUCUUAUUAAAAAUUUGGAUUGUGUUCCAAAUUUCUUAAACUUGCAUUUAAGGUACAGUUUUUCUUGCUGAUUUUGAAUGUGAAACUCAGGUUUUGCAGAGAUGUUUUAUUUGUGACUUGCAGGUCUAUGAAUCAAAGUGCUGGCCAAAGUGCUUAACAUAAGGUCAGUUAGGUUAAGUGAAGUGAGGUUAGGUUAGUUCUGCCAUGUGCUUUUUCUGAUGGAGACCUUUUCAUGACACCCCCCUCUCUGACAGUGCCAAUUGAAUCUUCAGUCAAUACAUUCUAUUUGCAUAUCUUGGCAUUUUGAGGAUUGCUUCUCUUUGGGCAUAAUCCUCACACUUUGCAUUUUGUGCAAGGCAUCAGUUUUGCUUAACAAAAACAAUGAUUGUAGGUUAUCACUCAUUUUCAUUCAACAACAAAAAACAGACAAUGUUCCUGCAAACAAACUCCAAUAAAAUGUUAAAUAUUUAUUUCCCGCAAAAAAUGAGUUGCAUACUUAGAAUCGGCAUAAACUGUACUAUUGACACAUUUUUCAAUUGUUUUUUAUCACAGUCCAAAUUUUUAAUAAGAUCCCCUCAAGCAGUACUUGGCGUGCCACGUGUUUAUUAAGCAGUUCAGCAAGGACAUGGUUCUACACCAGUUCUUUGGCACUGCCAGCAAGGUCUACCCCCCGCAAUCGGAGAAACAGCAGCCAGUGCGACCUGUGGAUGAUGAUGAGGAGGAGGACCCCAAUGGCCCCAACUCCGAGUCUUUUGAGUCUAAUUAAGGUAAGCACACAGGUGGAUAGGUUGGGUUUAGGGUUAGGUUAAAUUAGGUUAGGUUAGGUUUUGGAUUAUAAUGGCUGUCAUUUCUAUUGCAAAUUAAAUUUUUUUUGUGAUUUUCCCCCACCCAAAACCCCUGGUUCCCACUUGGGGGCCCCCAUUAUCAUUGGAUAAGGGGGGGGGGGUAUCUAAAAAAAAGUGAUUAGCGGUAGAAAUGAAAUUCAGAUUCAUUCAAAACGUACAAAAAAACCACCAGAAAACAUAAUUUCAACUUCCACUAACUUAAAAAUUAUGACAAUUUUCCAACAAUUUAUUGCGAUUUUCUCUGAAAGUAAUCAGGAGCGGAAGUAAUGCUAUAGAAGAAAAGUGUCUUAGAAUUGUCUAAACUACUGAUUCCAAAACUUAAAAUCCUAAAAAUCCCUGGAUGACCAGAAUGCUACCCACCCAGCAUGGAGCCUACAGGCAGAGUAUCCAUUACUGAGAAGGUCAUGUCAAGAUGUCAACUUAACGAAUGCUGUUUCAUACUCAAAGAUACACCAUUAGGAAUCUGCUUACAGUGGCUAUACAGUGAAGAUGGCAGCAAGAACAGUAAACCCAUACCUACAGCAUUUGUGGGAAAGAUUAAGACUGAUGUUAAACUGCAUCCUGUUUGUCUGAACUCAACAAUGGAGGCAGCAAUUUUUGGUAAAGUGAUAAACCCUGACAGCUGUGACUCUACCGAGACAGGGCAUGUAGCGGUGUUAGUGGAGUGUAAGACAGGAGAAGUUAUGGCUGCCCACACGAAACUACCGGGUUGCCUAAAAAAUCUGUGUCGCGCAACUUAUCAUGUGGUCUGGACUGGUAUUCUAGAUGUUGAUGGCAUUCAAGCAGUUGUAGUCGUAAGUAAGGAAUCAGUGGUGAGCUUUGGGGUACCAGCACCUUACUCAGUAUUCCAUGCCUCACAUAAAGUACAAGGAAAGUAUGGGGAAUGCAACUUGGUAUGGAGGACAAAGACUCUUACAUCCUUGGUAAUGACGUGUUGUGGCCACAAAGAUGCCUUGGUCUUCUCUGAUGGUAUUCAGUCUUACUUGUACCUUGUUUCUGUCAUAGCUCAAGAUAGGGUGGAAGUGAGAAGUCACAAAUUACCAUAUGCCGGUGUCAUUAAAAUUACUUGUGAAAAUGUGGAUCGCAUUGAAAUGUUUACCUGUGAUGGCCGUAAAUAUCAGUGUUCCUGGGAAGUUCUGACUGCUCAUAAUAAAGAUGAUAAUCCAAAAGUGAAUUCCAUGUUGCAUGACCACGAACUGCCUUGCACUUAUGAUGGAAUGAUGGCAGUAGUCCGACGGUGCUCAGAUUUGAUGGAUGAUGAGGAAAAUAGUAUAGAAUCAAUGGAUUUAUACCUUAGACAACUAAGGUUAGCACACAGACUCUUAAGUGAACCCCAGUUAUCUUUAUUUUCCACUGAUGUUAGAGUGGAACAAAAUAUUGAACAAAAGGAAUCUUACCUUGUACAUAUACAGUAUGACAGAGUUAAUAAAGAUGUUGACUUAGAUGGACAGUGGUGGAGACUUAGUAUAGUUAUUCUCAGACUAGAUGGAACACAAUUACAGGUAUUCAAUACUAAGCUUAACAGUGGAUGCUUUAAGAGAACUCUGUGUUUGUCUAUAACAUUACCUGCACUUGACCUUAGCAGCGUGAAGGGUAGAACUGUGGAAAGUUACUUGGUAUUAGAGCACUUUUCCUCAUCUCGUCCUGUGUGUCGAGUCCUGGCUUGUACCACAACAAUUGACAUACUUCACUUCCUUACAUAUGAGCAUAAUUUAAGUACAGAUACUAAACAAUUUACAUCUUCAGAUUCUGGCUCAACCUUUCAGAAAGCAGUGAAGGGGACAGAAUGUACAGAUUCUAAAUCUUGUAUACACAGAGACUUAAUUCUUAUCUGUAGAGUGAGUUUUUCCUAUAUAGUAGAAGAUAACACAUCUUUAUUUGGACCAUUACUCACUUUUACUCCAUUAGACCCUGAGGGUGAGAACAGUGUGACUAAUAACCACCAAAUAACAUUAUGGUACCAUAGUGACUGUGUUCAUCUCCAAUUUUCCACAAAAGGCAACAAAACUAUUGUGACACUAGAAGGCUCAAAACCAUCAGUGGUUCUGUCGUUAAAGGUAGCCUUACAGAGGAGGGUGAGAAAACACAGACAAAUUUCUGCACCAGUGACUCACUCUCUAUCAGUGUUGAAACAGGCACGUGAUGUUCAUAGCAUAGUUAUUGAAGAAAAUUCAGAAUCAACACAGAUGGUUAUCAGCCACCUCCACCAUACUAUCACGAACUUAAUAUCAUUACUGCCACUGUGAUAACUUGAGCACUUGUCACAGUUACACAAAAAGGUGCUGCACUGUACUGUAUGGCUAGCAACAUCCCCAGUAACAGAAACAAUAUUGAAUUUAGAGUACAGUACACACCGGUACCUGUUUGGUUCUUAAUUUCCAUAAAGAACUUGGCAUUGUCUGCAAAUAUUUGUAUGGAGGAGUGUAUAGCUUCUGGUAUGUCAUUUAUGAAGCAAACAAACAACAAAGGGCCCAAUGCACUGCCCUGUGGUAACCCGUUUGUCGGGAGGUACCACAGGUGGUGAGAUGAUAGAAUUAUUAAUUAUAGUUUAUAUUUUUUUACUUAGCAGUUUGUAAUCAGAUAUAAUAUUGAUUAUAUAAAACAAUGAUAAUAAAAUGUAUAAUAAAUAUUUUUGUAAAA